AAUAGCGAGUAAACAUCUGCGAGAGAGCGACGAUAGAAACCAGUGCCAGUGGAAUAGAUAGAUUGGCGCUGCCCUUAGAGUUUCCUUACACGACCAGACGACGCAGAAAAUUGUACUCCGGCCACCAUGGCAGCGACAUUGCGAAGAUUCCAUGGCCUGCGACUGCUAAAGUCCACGCCAGCGCUGAAUCUGCAGCAGGCCAAGAACCUCUCCUCGGCCAGCAGCUGGGCCAACAGCAACAAGAAGCUGAUCGGCGCUGUGGGUGCCAUUACCGGCGGCGUUGGUGCUCUCUUGUUCGCUUUGGAGCAGUCCGUGGAUGCCUCCGACGGCACGGUGCAUUCCCCUGCCCAGCCAUGGAACCACAAGGGCCUCUUCUCCUCGCUGGACCACCAGAGUGUGCGUCGCGGCUAUGAGGUGUACAAGCAGGUGUGCUCCGCCUGCCAUUCGAUGCAAUAUAUUGCCUACCGCAAUUUGGUUGGCGUCAGCCACACCGAAGCUGAGGCAAAGGCCGAGGCCGAGCAGAUCACGGUCAGGGAUGGUCCCGAUGAUACCGGCAACUUCUACAACCGUCCCGGCAAACUGUCGGACUACUUCCCGUCGCCGUACCCCAACGAGGAGGCGGCGCGUGCUGCUAACAACGGUGCCUAUCCACCGGAUCUGAGCUACAUCGUGUCGGCACGCAAGGGUGGCGAGGACUAUAUCUUCUCGCUGCUGACCGGCUACCAUGAUGCACCAGCCGGCAUAUUGCUGCGCGAGGGCCAGUACUUCAAUCCGUACUUCCCAGGCGGCGCCAUUUCCAUGGCCCAGGUGUUGUACAACGAGGUCAUUGAGUACGAGGAUGGCACACCGCCAACACAGAGUCAAUUGGCCAAGGAUGUGGCCACGUUCCUCAAGUGGACUUCGGAGCCGGAGCACGACGAUCGCAAGCAGAUGCUGAUCAAAGUAAUUGCCAUUCUCGGCUUCUUGACUGCCAUCUCGUAUUACAUUAAGCGACACAAGUGGUCCUCGCUCAAGUCGCGAAAGAUCGUGUUCGUGCCCAAGGAGAAGUAGAAAUGUUUGAAUUUGAUUUGUGGUCUGAAGAAUUGCAGUGUUAUCUCGGCUUUACCCGACUAAUAAAGAUAAAUCAAUUUUAAGCAAAAGAGCACACAAAGAAACCCAACAUCAACUCCAUCGUCGUCAACCACACUAGCAAAUCAGUGUUCUCCCUACCGCCCAAACCGAAUCCACAACAACUAUUCGAUCUGCGUCAAUCCAAAAACAAAA
Messenger RNA from Drosophila pseudoobscura, 1263 nucleotides. RefSeq names its product Cytochrome c1 (gene Cyt-c1). Gene Ontology annotation, biological process: mitochondrial electron transport, ubiquinol to cytochrome c. The record is from RefSeq and is a predicted model, not a curated record. NCBI's taxonomy places the organism in Eukaryota, Metazoa, Arthropoda, Insecta, Diptera, Drosophilidae. Gene Ontology annotation, molecular function: electron transfer activity; heme binding. The transcript has 6 exons. The coding region runs from base 127 to 1050 and encodes 307 amino acids.